GCUACUUCAAAUCCGAAGGACGCUCGUCGACCUUGAGAUCGUUAGGUGUUAAAUAUUUUCUAUCUCCUGGCUGCUUCUCGUUUACUUCCAAAUACCUCAUCAUUGUUGAUUGUACAUAGUACUCAAUAAUUCGGGAUUUUUAUUUCCGCUCGCAUAUUUGUUUUCCGGAUUACUUCCUCGUUUUCGUAUACACUAGUUCAGGAACACUGUAAUUUUUCAACUCCAAAUUAAAACUCGAAUUUUCGCUCUUCUGAAGAAAGACAACGCAUAGACUAGACAUAAACCUGUUGACGUCUGAAAUAUAUUUGUUAUGAUAUGCGACGAGGCUUUCAUAUCUUCGUCUUUAGAUAACAUGUCAAGCGAAAACAUCAGUUCCUGGCAUACUGACAUACAACCAGCAGUCCAGCAUCACAUCGACCUUAAGUCAAAAUUGUGGUCAAAAGAAAUUCAGUUGGAUGUUUGUGAUAGAUUUAGUCUUUCAACACUACUUGAUUUUAUGAAUAUGAUUCGGAAUUUGUCGUCUACUCACAUAAAAAAUAAUCCUACAUCUGAAUCACCAGUGGAUCACACUUACUUGAGUCUCCCUUCCAGUGUUUGUUUGGACAAAACCUCACUGACAUUGCAUUAUCCUCUCAGUGAUUAUGGCUCUGUACACGAUAUUCUUUGUAAGAAAGAGGGCGGUUUGAACGAAAAACUGGUAUGCGCCAUUAUGGGCCGAGUAGUAUUGUGCCUUGACCAAUUGCAUAAUAGUGGUUUACUUCAUCGAGGUUUAUGCUCGAAACAUGUACUUUUCAAAAAAACGUUAGAUCCUAACUCAAAGUCUCAUAAAUUAAGUGUGGUUCUCUGCGGCUUGGGAAGUAUGGCACAGCUACCACCAUCCUGGAGUACUGUGGCGCGAAACGAUCUGCCCUUCCUUUAUGUUGCAUGGCGUGGUUGGAGGUUGCAUGAGUCGUCAGGAGGUGAAUCAUAUAGCCAUCCAGUAGCAUGGUACAGCCCGGAGUUAUUGGCACAGGAUUUUACUGGAUAUUCGUGGUCUUCAGAUAUAUACAGUUUAGGUCUUAUUUUGUACGAAAUGUUCACUGGUCAACCGCCAUAUAUAGGAUGUCCUCCUUCUCUUAUAUUCCUGAAGAAAAUGCUCCAGCUAGAUUUCCCUCAACUUCACUAUAACGAAAUGAACUUUAAUCCAUCAGCAUCCAUUUGAUACAGUUAGUCACAGUGCGACAUGCAAAUUAUCAGUAAGGUUGAUAAAAUAGUAAUUACAGACACUAUUUAUUGUAGUUUUCACUAUAUACUGCUUGUCGACCAGUGAUGAAACUUAUUGAACGAGUCAUUAUCUGCCCUCCGAUUCCUUACAAAAAAUAUUUUGUUAAAAUAUAAUGGUAAUCAGACUUAACUUCAUCCAUAUUCUGAAGGCUUUCCGCACACAGCACACUAAACUUCCUUAAUCUUUUGCUGUGUCUUUGCAACAAACUAUUCACUAUGUGCUAUUCAUAACUGUCCAACAACUAGCGGUAAUCAGUUAAAGUUUCCCCAGCUCUUGAGUUCAUCGUACACCUCAACUAAAAAUGCCUCGCUAUCUACUGUUAAAUCUUAAGUUAAACAAUGAAUGAUAGUGGAUUGUAAUACAAUCAAGCGUGCCUUAAUAAUAUUCCAAUUAUCAGUCCACAUUUGAAUAAAAGGGUCCUAACCGAUUUUCUUACAUCAGGUAGAUUAUUUUUCUCAUGGACAUGCUUAGUACCAUCAAUUUCGCAUAGCUUGACAAACCAAUGUUCACGUCUCAUUCGAUAUACGAGUAAACGGGGAGUAAUUAAAGAGUGGCCGUUCAUUGAAAUUAGGUUAGAAGUUUUUGUUACUUCUUUACAGAAAACUUUGCAGGUUCAUUUAUAACUAUUAGAUGUACGCAGUUAGUAACUUUUUGAAAUAUUUAAGAUAGGUAUUUAAUUGAUAUUGAGACCAACUCCUAAUAUUUUUCUAUCCAAACCUAUAUUAAACUUCAAUCUAGUACAAUCAAACACCACCGGGUCGUUUUACAUAAAUCCAAUUUAGUCCUCCAGACAGGUAUGAAAUUCAUGUUACCGUUAGGUGUGCUCUUUUUAUCUCUUUUCAAAUAUACUGGAUAUGCUAGAUUUUUCUUCAUUUAACCUUAUUUAGCAGUGUAGGUAGGUGCAGACUAUCUAGUUCCUGUCUGCGCAGUUAUCGUUACUAAUGACUGGGUACGUCGGGCGACAUGGUUUGAAACUAGUAGCAACGGUUCAGAUGCUCAUUCCUUUAUUCCUCGUUAAAUAAUGAGUCUUCCUGAAUCAUAUUAUCUACGCCCAAUCUUUACUACUGCUAUUAUUUUUGAAUGACAUUUAAGGAGACAGUAUUCAGCUAUCUAUAUUAAUAGCUAGUAAGAUCAUGUUAGCCUUUCACAUUCAGUUAUCAAUUAUAUGUAUCCUGACUCCGUUUGGACACCCGGGCGGUAUCACAGCCCUCACCCAAAUCCCAUUUGAUUUGUGUGACGCAUAUGUAUCUGGUGCCCCCUUGUACCAGUAUUUAUGUGUUCAAAUAAAUAUAUAUAUAUGUAUGAAUGUUGCGUUUCUGUCAUAGUUGUCCUGUAAAUUUUUAUAUCCUACUGGGGUUUACACUCAUUUUCGCUAAAAUAUUUUAUAAUUCCAUUUCUCCUGUUUAUCUCCCAUUUUCUUAACAAGAAUGAAACUAAUCCGCCCAGUGCUGAAAUGGAGGCAAUCUACAAAGCUUGUACGCAUUAUGAUCCAAAACAACGUCCAUCUACAAAAGAUUUACUAAAUAUGCCAUGGAUACAAAAUGGUUUAAACAUAGUUAUCACAACUAGCGAGUUAGAUUCCUUACGUUGAAAUACUCAACUAAUCAAAACGGUAGUUUGAGCAAGUGACAUUCUCUAUAUUAGAAAACUUCUUUACAGUAAUAUUCUUUAUAUUUUUACAAUAUUUACAAUGAGUUUAUAAAUCGAGUGUACAGAUGUAUGUAUAAAUCAGAAUUAAUACGUGGUAGUCUAGUUUUUA
Schistosoma guineensis is the source of this 3023-nucleotide messenger RNA. NCBI's taxonomy places the organism in Eukaryota, Metazoa, Platyhelminthes, Trematoda, Strigeidida, Schistosomatidae. The record is from the annotation of a GenBank genome assembly.